Lates calcarifer (barramundi perch) is the source of this 1179-nucleotide messenger RNA. It is a transcript of the gene psme2, whose product is annotated as proteasome activator subunit 2. The coding region runs from base 142 to 879 and encodes 245 amino acids. Gene Ontology annotation, molecular function: endopeptidase activator activity. The record is from RefSeq and is a predicted model, not a curated record. Gene Ontology annotation, cellular component: cytoplasm; proteasome activator complex; nucleoplasm. The transcript is spliced from 11 exons. Lineage: Eukaryota; Metazoa; Chordata; Actinopteri; Centropomidae. Gene Ontology annotation, biological process: regulation of proteasomal protein catabolic process; positive regulation of endopeptidase activity; regulation of G1/S transition of mitotic cell cycle.
AUCGAAAGUAAGCUGCUGGAUGAGGAAAUAAGAAAUCACACAGGCGAUACGUAUUGUCCGUCUCCUGCACCCGUACACCUCUGAUCUUCAUUUAGAAGCAAACAUAUUUAACUUGUCUUUAACUUUAAGUUUGUUGUAGUCAUGUCAAAGGCAGCGACCCUGAAAAUAAGCAGCACAGCUGCGGUAAAGGUGGAGAACUUCCGCCAGUCGCUGUAUCAUGAGGCAGAAAAUCUGUUCUCCAAUUUCAUCCCACAGAAGAUUAUACAGCUGGAUUCUCUGCUCAGGGACGAUGCCCUCAGCAUCACCGACAUGGCCUCUCUCCAAGCGCCGCUGGACAUCCCCAUCCCGGACCCUCCGUCCCCGGAGGACGAGGAAAUGGAGACAGAUAAAAAUGAAGACGAUGAGAAGAAGAAGAAGAAAGCUCCAAAAUGUGGCUUCAUCAAGGGGAACGAGAAGAUCAUGAUGCUUCUGGACAGGGUGAAACCGGAGAUCGUCGCUCUGAGAGAGACCAUCAUUAGUGUGUCCUGCUGGAUUCAGCACCUCAUCCCCAAAAUAGAGGAUGGGAAUGACUUCGGAGUGGCCAUUCAGGAGAAAAUCCUGGAGAGAAUCGCUGCUGUAAAAACCAAAGUUGAUGGUUUUCAGACAAACAUCAACAAGUACUUCUCAGAGAGGGGAGAUGCUGUCGCCAAAGCCUCUAAAGAGACUCAUGUGAUGGACUACCGCUCGCUCGUCCACGAGAAGGACGAGACCAUCUACUCCGAGAUCAGGGUGAUUGUUCUCGACAUCCGCGGCUUCUACGCCGAGUUUUACGACAUCAUCAGCAAGAACCUGGAGAAGGUGACCAAUCCGAAAGGAGAGGAGAAGCCGUCCAUGUACUGAAGCUGGAGGAGGUGGUGACGGGACAGAUUCUUCGAUCCUCUGCAUUCGAUUUCAGUCAGGCCGCGUGUACAUUUAAACCAGCUACAAACAACAGUUCAAAGUUUAAAAUAAGUUUCACCUCCCAGUUUUGCUUCUUCAGUUCAAUAAACAUGAAAAAUAACUGGAUCCAGGUCACUGCUGUAUGGAAAACACUUUAGUUUUGUACAAGCACUUGCACUAAAUUUAUGUUGUUGUACGACUGUGAGUUUUAAAUAAAAAAACCAAACAAAAACAAAUAAAAAAGGUGAGAGAUUCAAGAGA